AUGGUUGAAAGUCGCAAAGCCGAGCAAGCUCUACACGCCGCCCAAAACGCAGGAACCGCUUUGAAUGCUAAUUCUUCUCGCCACUCGGCUGCCUCCUCAGCUCCGAAUGAUUAUCGUAACGAUGGAACAGACCGCACUCGUGGUAGGGGUUGGUCCCACGGCAGGGGCAGGGGCCGUGGUAACGGGGGUCGCGGCAGAGGACCUCAACAGUAUGGCGCUCCGGGGUCUGGUUCAGGUUCAGCUACCUCACAACAGUUUGGAUGGCCCAACUCUUUCGUCAACCCUUGGGCCCCGCAAUCUUGGACCGCACCUCAGCAAUACCUGUGGCCCACAUGGGCUGCGCCACCUUGCCCGUAUCCCACCACUAAUCCACGCCCCAUCAAUAAUAACAGUGGCAAUGGUAUACUUGGCCCGCGACCAACUCAAGCCCAUCAUACCGCAUACACGCCAACUGACAUCGAACAAGCAAUGCACGCCAUGACUCUCAACCAACAGGAUCCGACACACUAUAUGGAUACGGGAGCUACCGGGAACAUGACACAUGUUGCAGGUAAUUUCCAAUCGUUUUCUAAUAAUAACAUGUCACAGAAUAUCAUUGUUGGUAAUGGCACAACCAUACCAGUACUUGGACAUGGCACACAAACCUUACCACCCCCCUUCCCACCCCCCAUUCUUAAAAACGUCUUAUAUGCACCCAAAUUAAUAAAAAAUCUAAUCUCGGUUCCUCGGUUCACCACCGACAACUCUGUUUCUGUUGAAUUUGACCCGUUUGGUUUUCUUGUGAAGGACUACAAGACCCGGAUCCCUAUCCUCAGAUGCAACAGUAGUGGCGAUCUUUACCCGCUUCUACUUGAUUCUAGAAACACCACAACACCAUCAACCUUCGCUGCUAUUUCCUCUACACUAUGGCAUCAACGUCUCGGUCACCCGGGCUAA
Messenger RNA from Helianthus annuus (common sunflower), 936 nucleotides. RefSeq lists its product as uncharacterized. The transcript has a single exon. Bases 1 to 936 code for a protein of 311 amino acids. The record is from RefSeq and is a predicted model, not a curated record. NCBI's taxonomy places the organism in Eukaryota, Viridiplantae, Streptophyta, Magnoliopsida, Asterales, Asteraceae.